Aspergillus vadensis CBS 113365 is the source of this 486-nucleotide messenger RNA. RefSeq lists its product as uncharacterized. Lineage: Eukaryota; Fungi; Ascomycota; Eurotiomycetes; Eurotiales; Aspergillaceae. The coding region runs from base 1 to 486 and encodes 161 amino acids. The transcript has 2 exons. The record is from RefSeq and is a predicted model, not a curated record.
AUGAUCGGCGUCUCUAUGUACUCAAUACAGCCUUUGUGGGUGGUGUUAAGUGUGCUAUCAUCACCAGCAGUCGCACAAGGUGUACUUAAUAGUGUCGACAGCCAGGAUGGAGAUGGCAAAACAGAGUCAUCUUCGACGACGCCGAGUGUUUCCUCUAAAGGAAUGAUUAUUUUGUGCACCAUCGUGGCAUUGGUGUUGGUUAUUGGUGUUUUAUUCACCGCUGUGUUCAUUACUGUAAAGAAGAGGAGCUUGAAGACACCAAAGACAGCCUCCUUACCAGGUGAAGCAGUCACAGAGGCCACGGAAAGAUCGUUGAGCGGCAAUACACCGACCGAAAGGGACGGAGCUAGAUCCAAAACUUUGAAACACGAAGAGAUUCAACCAGAUAUAGAGAAGAAUGCUGGCGUUGAGCAAAGCCGACCGCACAAAAAUGCUUGGACGAAGCAAAGAGGAUGGGGAUCCUACUUUUCUUUCGGACGCGCAUAA